Macrobrachium nipponense is the source of this 712-nucleotide messenger RNA. Its product is annotated as postacrosomal sheath WW domain-binding protein-like. The transcript has 3 exons. Bases 22 to 639 code for a protein of 205 amino acids. The record is from RefSeq and is a predicted model, not a curated record. NCBI's taxonomy places the organism in Eukaryota, Metazoa, Arthropoda, Malacostraca, Decapoda, Palaemonidae. Gene Ontology annotation, cellular component: extracellular matrix.
CGAACACGAGGCGCCAUCGAGAUGUACGCGAAGGUAACUUUGAUGUGUUUGGCAGCCGUGGCUUUGGCCCGCCCUGACAAGCCUGCCCCUUCUGGAGGGUAUGGAUAUGCCCCACCCGCCCCAACAUACGCCCCACCUAAGCCUUCUUAUGCAGCCCCUCAGCCCUCUUAUUCAGCCCCAGCCCCGUCCUACGAGAAACCCCAGGAGGGGAUGCCCUUCGACUUCGAGUACGCAGUGAAGGACCAAUACAACGGUCUCGACUUCGACCACAACUCCAACUCGGACGGAAAGGUCGUCAACGGUCAGUACCGAGUCCUCCUCCCCGACGGUCGCACUCAGAUCGUCUCUUACACCGCCGACUACAACGGGUACCAGGCUGAGGUCACUUACGAGGGCGAGGCACAGUACCCAGAAGCCCAGGCCUACAAGCCAGCUCCCUCCUACAAUGCCCCUGCUCCUUCCUACAAUGCCCCAGCUCCCUCAUACAAUACCCCAGCUCCUUCAUACGGUACCCCAGCUCCUUCAUACGGUACCCCAGCUCCUUCAUAUGGUACCCCAGCGCCUUCAUACGGUACCCCAGCUCCUUCCUAUGGUACCCCAGCUCCCACUUAUGGAAAACCAAAACCCUCCUACGGUUAACAAAAUUCUUUCCUCAUAAUUUCGAUUAUAUUUAUGCGUGAAUGUGAAAUUCUCUAAAUAAUAUAUUACGACA